Salmo salar (Atlantic salmon) is the source of this 3612-nucleotide messenger RNA. RefSeq names its product heterogeneous nuclear ribonucleoprotein R. The record is from RefSeq and is a predicted model, not a curated record. Gene Ontology annotation, molecular function: RNA binding. NCBI's taxonomy places the organism in Eukaryota, Metazoa, Chordata, Actinopteri, Salmoniformes, Salmonidae.
AUAAUAGCUGUGACAGAAACAGGAAGUUCCGGUGUAAUUUUAUAAACGCGAACAGAAAAUUUGUUCGUUCGACAUGGUGGUGGGAUCUUUUUUUGUCAGAAAAAAUAAUUAUGCUGGAAACGCCUUUAUGUGCAAAUAUUGAUAUAAUAACCAUCAUAUCAAAGUGAAUUUGGAGUCACGCGAUGAUGUGUGGUGUAGUCAUUCCACUACGACUCUGGAAACCAUGUAGUAUAUUUGGCUUCAGAUGAAAUAAGUUAUGAGCUUCACACGGUGGUGAAAGUGCACGGAGAAUGGCAGCUAAGGUGAAUGGCACUUCAGCUCUGGUUAAAGAGGAUGAGGAGCCCAUGGACAUAACUGUAACACACACAGAGUUCUACCAGACCCUUAUAGACGCAGGCCUUCCACAGAAAGUGGCAGAGAGCCUGGAUAAGAUAUUUCAGACUGGACUGGUGGCUUACACUGACCUGGAUGAGAGAGCCAUUGACGCCCUCAGGGAGUUCAAUGAGGAGGGAGCCCUGUCAGUGUUACUGCAGUUCAAGGAGAGUGACCUGUCACAUGUGCAGAACAAAAGUGCGUUUCUCUGUGGCGUGAUGAAGACAUACAGACAGCGAGAAAAGCAAGGAAGUAAAGUUCAAGAAUCCACAAAGGGACCUGAUGAGACUAAGAUAAAGGCUCUUCUGGAAAGAACAGGUUACACUUUGGAUGUCACCACAGGACAGAGGAAGUAUGGGGGGCCUCCACCUGACGAGGUGUACUCAAGGGCCCAGCCUGGUAUCGGAACAGAGGUAUUUGUCGGCAAGAUCCCCAGGGACCUGUAUGAGGAUGAGCUGGUCCCUCUGUUUGAGAAAGCCGGGCCCAUUUGGGACCUGCGUCUGAUGAUGGACCCCCUUCUCUCGGGUCAGAACAGAGGAUAUGCCUUCAUCACCUUCUGCAAUAAAGAUGCUGCCCUAGAGGCCGUCAAGCUUUGUGAUAAUUAUGAAAUCCGGUCAGGUAAAUACCUGGGUGUCUGCAUCUCUGUCGCAAACAAUCGUCUGUUUGUUGGGUCAAUUCCAAAGAACAAGACAAGAGAAAGCAUAUUGGAAGAUUUCAGCAAAGUCACAGAGGGCCUCAUGGAGGUGAUACUCUACCACCAGCCAGAUGACAAAAAGAAAAAUCGUGGCUUCUGUUUCUUGGAAUACGAGGACCACAAGUCUGCAGCCCAGGCCCGUCGCCGCCUCAUGAGCGGCAAGGUGAAGGUGUGGGGGAACCCUGUUACUGUUGAGUGGGCAGACCCAGUAGACGAACCGGAUCCAGAGAUUAUGGCAAAGGUAAAAGUGCUGUUUGUGAGGAACCUGGCCACACCAGUCACAGAGGAACUCCUGGAGAAAACCUUCUCCCAGUUUGGGAAGUUGGAACGGGUCAAGAAACUGAAAGAUUAUGCCUUUGUGCACUUUGAGGACAGAGAUGCUGCCGUGAAGGCAAUGCAAGAAAUGAACUGCAAAGAAUUGGAAGGUGAGGAGAUAGAGAUUGUUCUGGCAAAGCCUCCGGACAAGAAGAGGAAAGAGCGGCAGGCCCAGAGACAGCCAACCAGGACAACAGGGUAUGAUGAUUACUACUACUACUAUCCUGCUCUACGCAUGCCACCUCCCAUGCGAGGCAGGGGGAGAGGCGGGAGAGGUGGAUAUUCAUACCCACCGGACUACUACGGUUAUGAGGACUACUAUGAUGAUUACUACAGUGGUGGUUACGACUACCAUGACUACAGAGGUGGCUACGACGACCCUUACUACGGUGGUUACGAUGAUGUCUACGCUCCGAGAGGAAGGGGCAGGGUGAAUCGAGGUGCCCCCCCCCCUUCCAGAGGCCGAGGACCACCAGCCCCUCGUGGCAGAGGUGGCUACGUCCAAAGGGGGGCUCCUAUGGGCGUACCGAGGGGGAGCCGUGGGGGCCGGGGAGGCCCGGCCCAGCUGCAGAGGGGCCGCGGCAUCAGAGGGGCCAGGGGGAACCGCGGGGGCAACGUGGGCGGGAAGAGGAAGGCUGACGGUUACAACCAACCGGACUCCAAGCGCCGGCAGACCAACAACCAGAACUGGGGCUCCCAACCCAUUGCCCAGCAACCCCUGCAACAAGGUGGCGACUAUUCUGGUAACUAUGGUUACGAUAAUGACAACCAGGAGUUUUACCAAGAUUCUUAUGGGCAACAAUGGAAGUAGAUAAAAAAAUGAACUUUUGAUUGCCUGUAUGUUAGAGCUGGGCGAUAUGGACAAAAAUCCAUAUCACGAUAAAUUGACCGAAUUAUCACGAUAACUAAAUUGAACGAUAUGUUUAACUUUAAAGGUUCAAUGCAGCCGUUUUUAUCUCAAUAUCAAAUCAUUUCUGGGUAACAAUUAAGUACUAUACUGUGAUUGUUUUCAAUUAAAAUGGUCAAAAAGAAACAAAAAUAGCUUCUUAACAAAGCAAUUUUCAAGCAAGAAUUUUGCUAGGACUGUACGGGAGUGACUGUUAUUGGCAGAGAGAUUUAAAACUUUUUAUUGGUCUAUUAACCAAUUUACAGGCAGGCCAAAACGUUUUACUUUUCAAACAGCUCUUACACUAAAAUGGCAUUAUCAUAAUUUUCCCUGUAUUAUUCCAACUUCAUAGUAUGGAAAUAUUUGUGAAACACAGCCAAAUCACGUUUAUAGACUGCACUGGGCCUUUAAUGUGCACCACAUAUGUUUUGAUAUUACCCUUAAAACUGCUACUACUACUUUGAAUGUUAUACCUAUCAAUUUUCCCGUUAACAGUAACCCAUAUUAGCAAACUUAUUUAAUUUUAAACUAUAUAGGUUAUAUGUCGUAAUCAACGAUAGCAGCAAAAUGUCCACGAUAAGUGGACGGUGUCGAUAAUUUUCAGUUUAUCGUCCCAGCUCUACUGUGUGUAUAUAUCAACCUUCACAUUCUAAGGAAAUAGAAACAAAAAAUGCAUGCGUAAAUUGGCUUAACAUGACCCUUUUUGAAAUAUAGAUUGGUUUCACUACAGUACCAAUAUGGCGCAAAAGAGUACAUAACCUUGCUUAAUUUGUUCUAAUCCAUUUUUGCUUUUCUUGUGGCUACUUGGGACAUUUUGGGCUUAAAAAGCAAGAUUUUAUUAUUUUUAAAAGUAAAUUAUAAUUUGUAUAUUUUUUUAAGCUGGCCUUUAUUGGAAAAAGUGGACAAUCAUUUAAAAAAAAAAAUUAAAAAAAUUUGAGAAAGCAUUUGCAAUCAUGAGAACCAUUCAGUGACUGGCCACCAACCCCUUCCCAGACCCCCCCUCCUUAUUGGACAUUUUCCUCCCAGAUUUCUGAUAGGUAGACAUAGGACAUUGCUUGUACAAGGCUUUAAAGUGAGAGCUGUUGCAGAGGUGGGUAAAAAAGGAAAAUUUCACUUUUUCAUGUACCGUAACAGUUGCGUUAAAGUUGUAUGUUUAGCAUUUGUAGAAGUAGACAAACUGUUUUUCUAAAUGUGUUACUACAACUUCAACUAUUUUCUCUCAAAUUUCCCCUUUUAGAUAAUGGGUCUGGCAAAACCUUAAUCGCCAAGACAAUUUGUUCUUUGUUGUGUUUGUAUUUAUAAAAAUGUUAUUGUUACCUUUCAAUAAAACUCAACCAUACUUCAA